AUGUGGACAUCAGACAUAGACGGAGUUAGAGAGUUGGUAAAAUCGACGGUGGAAGUUGCUGAAAGUCUUGAGAAAGACACCCCUUGGGCAAUAGAUGAGCACGUGGUUGCUAAAAUUGAAGACAUAUCUUCCCAGCUCAAGAUUCAUGACAACUAUGGAAAAGAUUUUCAACUUGCCGUUGAUAUUUUAGUCAAUGUCGAAAAAUCAGUUGUACUGUAUGAAUCAAUGUUUGAGUUUCUUGAACACGCAGAUCUGUUAUGUUACCUGAUUGGAUCCAGGACUACUACAUUCCCAAAUCUUCAUCCACUUUUAAACAGUGAUACUGACAAUUGUGCGCCUACGCUGUUUCGUUUUGUAGCGAGUCUGGAGAUCGGUAUCAAAUGUUCGAAAACUCUGAAAAUUUUAGAGGAUAUGUGUAAAAGAAAGAGUGUUGAGAUUGACGUGGUGAGUGUGAUCGGAGGCGUUGAGAGAGACAGAGACAAUAAUUUUGAUGACAGUGAAACUGAGAGCGAAAGUGACAGUGACAGUGACAGUGAAUCUAGUGAUGAGAGUGACAGCGGCAAUGAAAUGGACAACGAAGUUCACGAUGAAGUGGACGGCGACGUUUACGACGAAGUGGACGGCGACGUUCACGACGAAGUGGACGGCGACGUUCACGACGUACUGGACGGCGAAGUUCCCGACGAAGUGGACAACGAAGUUCACAGAGAAGUGGACGUCGAUGAAAACUAUGAGACGGCACCUAUGGAUGGAUCUGGAGUCAGAAAACGGAGACGCACUGAUGCUGUUGACGUGGAAGCUGAGGAAAUAGAGGCGAAGAGAGUUGAACUUGAGCAAUCUCAAGAGCAGCACGACAUUGAUGAAGUACGCAAAGCAUCCAUGCAACGUCGUGAAUACAGAUUAAACUUCACCAUUGACAGAUUCUAUGCGUUAGCCGAUGAUUACCCAAAAGGCACUUAUCAAGAAUUCAUUAGGGAUCAGGAUCCAGAAUAUAUUUUCAAAGUGCGGUUUUAUCCAAAUGGCGACGAGAUAUAUUCAGGAUUAAUGAUCAAUCUGAUUGUGAAUAGAAAAGUCCCCUUGGCUGCUGGAGAGAAUAGCCAUGCUUAUUUGGAAGUAAUGAAUACCUUGUUUCUGAACGGAUCUCAAGUGCGUUGUAUCUUAGACUCACAAAAUAACAGUCUAACGUACAAAGAAAAAGUCGAUUUGCGCGCCCCAAUCUGUUAUACCAAUGCACCAUCAAGAGAUGCGUUCAAUAAAAACUCCGGAAAAUGUAAUGUCUCAAAUAACUCUGAAUUUUUUAAGAAGAUUCAGAAAAUUCCAGACUAUUGUAUUUCACGAACUCAAUUCGCUGACUAG
Molecule: messenger RNA, 1356 nt
Organism: Caenorhabditis briggsae
Lineage: Eukaryota; Metazoa; Nematoda; Chromadorea; Rhabditida; Rhabditidae
Exons: 7
Coding region: 1-1356 (451 amino acids)
Source: RefSeq, a predicted model, not a curated record